This is a messenger RNA of Cetraspora pellucida, 1665 nucleotides long. The record is from the annotation of a GenBank genome assembly. NCBI's taxonomy places the organism in Eukaryota, Fungi, Glomeromycota, Glomeromycetes, Diversisporales, Gigasporaceae.
AUGAAUAAAUACAAAAAUUAUUCGUCAUAUUCAACUUCUCCAAUACGUCCUUUUACAUUCUAUCAAUCCUCAUCCUUAUCCAUAUCAGAAUCCGCACAUUCCAAUAAUUCAAUUACAUUCUCUCACCAAAGAUUUAAUAAACCAAACGUUUCAAGUUUACAAAAUUGUUUAUUCAUAAUAGUUCCAAUUGAAAUUUUUAUAAUAAUAUGUUCACAUCUAACACCAUGGGAUCUAAUAUCACUCUUGAAAACUUGUCGUAAAUUUCAUAAUUAUUUAUCUUCAACCAUAUCUUCAACUACUCAUUUAAUCUGGAGAACUUCCCGACUAAAUACAAUCUUCUUUCCUAAAAUUCCUCCUCCAGAAGGUCUUAAUGAACGUGAAUAUUGUUACAUAUUAAUGCUUGAAAAAGGUUGCCAAUUUUGUGGUCAAAAUGGUGGUAGGGAUGUACGAAUCUAUUGGACAUUUCGAGUUAGAUCAUGUUGGGAUUGUUUAAUGAAGAGAACUGUUUGUGUUGAAAGUGGAAAUGAAAUUCCUGAAUAUGCGAGUGGUUUACCAUUUACUAAAUUCAGAUUAAAUGGUAUGUAUGGUUCAGAAUAUAUAGUUUUCUGGGCUAAUUCUGUAGCUCGUGCAAAAUACGAUUUCGAUAAGCUUUCGGAAACUGAACGUAUUGAAUGGAUACAACUCUCAAAACAACGAGCUAAAGAAAUUGAGAUUGAUUCUAUUUAUCGUGAAAAACUUGAUCAAAAAUUAUAUGACUUGGCAAUUUAUCAUAAAAAAUGUCAAAUUCUUUUAUAUUAUGAACUUUUAGCUUCUGAAUCAUGUCCAAAUGGAAAAUUACUCUAUAAUCGUUACCUUUUAGAUAUGUGCCCUUCUUUAAAUGAUGUAAUGUUAUUACCAAAUCAUUUAUUUGCUCGGAUAGAUUAUGAUAGCUGGAAAAAUAAAAUGUUGGAAGAAUAUCGAAAUAUUGAAAUGGAACGAAGAAUAAUUCCAAAGCGUUAUAAUCAAAUUAAAGAAAGAUUGGUCUAUUCCCCGUUAUAUAAACGUCCUGCUAUCUAUUGGAUAAAAUAUUGUCCUAGUUAUAAAUCUCCUCCAUAUCAUAAUAAUGACGCAAGAAUUCCAUGGAAUGACAAGUUUUUAGAUAAUGUGCUUAUACCGAGAAUUAUGACUGAGGCUACCUUAUGCGUGAAACAAGCUGAUGAGGCCACCCUUGUGCUAAAGUUUAUUGAAGACCUUUUAUGUAUGAGGAUUAGAACCGUAAGAGAUGCGUUAGCGUACGGGCUUGGUAAUGUUGAAAUGUUUAAAUGUAAUCUAUGUGACAAUUUAAGGUCUAACGAUAGUAGUGGUACUUUGAGGUCUAACGAUAAUAGUGGCAAUUUGAGUGGCAAUUUUGGGUCUAGUGACAAUAAUUUAGAUUAUGUAGACAAUUCGACAAUGUUAUAUAAUUAUAUUAAUGUCAAACAACAUAUUUACUUAAACCAUUUUGAUUGGUAUCAGAAUUUCUUUGAAAGAUGUGAGGAUAUCUGUAUAGAAAUAGACAUGAAAAUUGUACGAACUUUUUUAUUAAGUUGUUCGAACCAUUGGUUUUGGCAUGGUAUAUAUCCUUACAAAUUACCUGAUGAUUUAGCUGCAAUUUUAGUGAAUCGAAGGAUGAUUUGGUGGAGUUGA